UCCAACCACACACACACACACACACAAGGUCACAAUUCUUUUUCUGUAACAAAACUGCAAAGACCUCUCUCAAAAUUACGGAAUACUUCUAACAAAAUCACAACGGUGCUUAGAGCUUGCAAAGGCGCAAAAACAGCAAGACUGACACUUGUCACCUCACAGCCUCUCCCUCUUUCUCUAUAUAAACUCCUCACUCCCUCAACACUUUUCCCAAGUCACAAUUAAGUGGUAGUUUCUGAACCAAAAAAAGAGUUCAAUUAGAAGAGAUGGGAAAGAGAAGUGCUUUGUUGCUAGUAGUGUUAGUGAUGUGCCAUGCAGUGGCCACAGUUGGUGGCUACUUUGAGGAUCCUGAAGGCAGGAGAGAGAGAGAAGAGGGGAGGAGAGAGAGAGAAGAGGGGAAGAGAGAGAGAGAAGGGCUGUUCUUGUUGAGGGACUCAAAGCAUGUGGUGAGGACUGAUGCUGGGGACAUGAGGUUGGUGAGGGGCUAUGGAGGGAGGAUUAUGGAAAGGCCUAUGCAUAUUGGGUUCAUCAACAUGGAACCCAAUAGCCUCUUUAUCCCUCAGUACAUUGAUUGCAGUUUAAUCCUCUUCAUUCGCAGAGGGGAAGCGAGGGUUGGAUCGAUAUACAAAGAUGAUCUGGUGGAGAAGCGAUUGACGGCCGGAGAUUUGUAUAGAAUUCCAGCAGGAUCAGCGUUCUAUUUGGUUAACCCACAGGAUAGGCAGAAGCUUCAUGUCAUUUGCAGCGUUGAUACAUCUGAGAGCUUGAAUUUGGGCAAUGUACAGUCUUUCUUCAUUGGUGGAGGAUCAUCUCCCACAUCUAUUCUUGCUGGUUUCGACCCUCAAACGCUUGCAGCUGCACUUAAUAUCUCAGCAGCAGAAGUGAGGGAGCUAACCACCAGGCAACAAUCCGGACCGAUCAUCCGCUUGUCAAAUUCGCACCCACCAAGCCUAUGGACACAAUUCCUUCACCUAGAGGAGCAUGAAAGACUGGCACACCUAAAGAGGAUGGUGUACUUGGAAGAAGAAGCUAAUGAAGAUGAGGUUCCAACAUGGUCAUUCAGGAAACUCUUGACUUCUGUUUUCGGAGAGAAAAAUAAGGACGAAGACAUCAAGAGAUCUAGGACGUCCCCGGACUCCUGCAACCUCUACAACAGACAGCCCGACUACAAGAACCGCUAUGGCUGGUGCACCUCCCUCGACGAGUCUGAUUACUCCCCUCUUAGCAACUCCGGCAACGGCAUUUAUUUAGUUAAUCUCACCGCGGGCUCAAUGAUGGCACCACAUGUUAAUCCAACAGCAACUGAGUAUGGCGUUGUGUUGAGAGGAAGUGGAACAAUUCAGAUAGUGUUUCCUAAUGGAACCUCAGCAAUGAACGCAAGAGUAAAAGAAGGCGACGUGUUUUGGGUGCCGAGGUACUUCCCAUUCUGUCAGAUUGCAUCUCGAAAUGGUCCCUUUGAGUUCUUCGGUUUCACUACCUCAGAGCCAUCACAGCGCGGAUCAGAGCGCAGGAACCGGCCACAGUUCCUGGUGGGAAAGAAUUCAGUUCUGAAUAACCUGAGAAACCAUGAGUCUGCUGCAGCUUUCGGUGUGAGCAGGAAGAGGCUCCGGCAUAUCCUUAAUGCUCAGCGUGAGGCUGUGAUUCUGCCUGCGUCAAACGUGGCACCACCUGAGACAAUGCAGGAAGAGGAGGACAAGAUGAAGAACAAUGUGAUACCAGAGGUGAUCAGGAACUUUGGCAAUGACAUGGUUAUGGGCUUUGAUUAAAGGCUAGCUAGAUGAGGAGUAGAGAUGAAAGCGGCUUUGGAAGCAUUUUUAUGAGUUUUUGGUUUUGUUUGUUUUUUUCUUUCCUUUUGUUUUGCUGAGUUUUGAGAGAUGUCAAUAAGAUGGUAUUUGUUUCUA
Messenger RNA from Cornus florida, 1898 nucleotides. RefSeq names its product vicilin-like seed storage protein At2g28490. The transcript is spliced from 5 exons. The record is from RefSeq and is a predicted model, not a curated record. The coding region runs from base 267 to 1763 and encodes 498 amino acids. NCBI's taxonomy places the organism in Eukaryota, Viridiplantae, Streptophyta, Magnoliopsida, Cornales, Cornaceae.